UGGAGGAUAGGGGCGGUGCCAGGGACCGGCCCCAGGUGGCAGGAGUGGGCGGGCACCUGCUGGGCUCUGCCUGCCUGUGUGCCAGGCUCACUCGCCCAUCACUUAGUCUUCAGUCACUUUGUCAUCACUCGGCCCUCGCAUCACUUCUCCCUCGCCGUCACCACCCAAGCCUCAGGCUGGCGACUUCCGAAGCCCCCGAAGGCAUGGAGGAGUGGGACGUGCCCCAGAUGAAGAAGGAGGUGGAGAGUCUCAAGUACCAGCUGGCCUUCAAAAGGGAGAUGUCAUCCAAGAGCAUCCCUGAGCUCCUCAAGUGGAUCGAGGAUGGGAUCCCCAAAGACCCCUUCCUGAACCCUGACCUCAUGAAGAACAACCCGUGGGUGGAGAAAGGCAAGUGUGCCAUCCUGUGAGCCCACAGCCCGGCUCAUGCCUGUGAGCGGACAGCUCUGUGAAGGUGUGAGUUGUAUAGCCUUCCCCUCCCGCUCCUUCUCCUAAUCUAAGGGGCCCCAGGAGACUCGCAGCCAGGGAACAACGGCCAGGGGCUAACCCCGAACCUGUCCCCAAGGCCCCCUUUUCCCGGACUUUGCAGUGAGCUGGCAGCAGCUGGGCCUUGGCUCACUUCUGUCACUUAGUUCUCAGUGAGCCAAGCAGCCCUGCCUGGGCUCCCUCCCUCCUGCUGCUGCGUGAGUCCUAAGACAUUCCUUGUCACUGUCCCCAGCUUUAAUAAAUGUACUCUCAAAAUGGAAAUUAAAAAUAACAGGAAGCACCA
Molecule: messenger RNA, 766 nt
Organism: Pipistrellus kuhlii (Kuhl's pipistrelle)
Lineage: Eukaryota; Metazoa; Chordata; Mammalia; Chiroptera; Vespertilionidae
Gene: GNG13
Product: G protein subunit gamma 13
Exons: 3
Coding region: 204-407 (67 amino acids)
Biological process (GO): phospholipase C-activating G protein-coupled receptor signaling pathway; sensory perception of taste
Cellular component (GO): heterotrimeric G-protein complex
Molecular function (GO): G-protein beta-subunit binding
Source: RefSeq, a predicted model, not a curated record